GGAAGUUUAAAGCGGGGGAUGGCGUUAACGGCUGAGCCGCGCGGCCGCUCGCCGCCGUAGGAGGCCCAGCAGCCCCUUCCCGCCCUCCCGCUUGGAGCUUCCCGCCACGCUCGAACCCAGCGAACGCCAAGCCAAGCCAAGCUGUCCUCUCCGGCGGCUGCAGCCGCCCCGAGUGGGUGCUGACACCCUAAAGCGGGAGGAGAGGGGCAUCGGGCCGGGCUUAAGGAGCGAACAACCUCCUCUCCAGAGCCGAGCGCGCUUCAGCGGCGAGAGAUCAUGGGAUUAAGGUUGGAAAAGACCUCUGGGAUCAUCAAGUCCAACCACCACCCAACACCCCCAGGCCUCCUAAACCAUGCCUUGAAGUGCCGCAUCUACAUGUCUUUUAAAUACCCCCAGGGCUGGUGACUCCCCCACCUCUCUGGGCAGCCUGUGCCAGGGCCUGACCGCUCUGGCAGGAAAUAAAUUUUUCCUAAUGUCCAAUCUAAACCUCCCCUGACGGAGCCUGAGGCCGUUUCCUCUCAUCCUAAAUAUAUAAUAAAGGAUUCAGAAGCUACGAAUAUUCGCCGUGAGCAACUACACCCCCAAGGUGGGCAAGAUGUUGCUAGAAGCUGAUUUUACAGAACGCGCAGCAGGUGGCACUAAUUCCUCAGCGACGCCCUAAGGACUGUCAAGCCUGGGAGGGCAGGUGUCCUUCACCCCGCCCUGUUUCUGCUGAGCCUAUUUCUGCAGCCGCUCAGAGAACAUGCUCCUGAAGUUUGGAAACCUUAGCGGUCAUUCACUUCAGCACAAAAUUGUGUCAAAGUAAACGCUCAGCGCUGCACUUCUCAGGGAAGAUGCUAUUUGAUCAACAAAAUGAAGCCUGCAAAGCUGCACUAUUGGAUGCUGGGCUGGUUUUCUGUGGCACUGUGUUGUUUGUGUACUUCGGAUAAGUUCACUCAAAGUGACAACCACCCUCACACCUGGAAAAAGCUGUAUCUUGCUCAUCAUUGGCCGGUGACUGUAUGUAAGAUGAAUGCUAAUGAUUGUAAAGACCCUCCUGAUUACUGGACAAUCCAUGGACUGUGGCCUGACAAAACUGAAGAGUGUAACAGGACGUGGCAUUUCAAUGUCACCGAGAUUAAGGAUCUUCUGUCAGACAUGAGACGUUAUUGGCCUGAUGUGCUUCAUUCGUCUCCGAAUCGCACCCAGUUCUGGAAACAUGAGUGGGAGAAACAUGGCACUUGUGCAGCCACGCUUCAGGUCCUUAAUUCUCAGAAGAAAUACUUUGGUAAAGCCUUAGAACUCUACCAGCACGUUGAUCUUAACAGUUGUCUCCUGAAAGCUGGGAUAAAGCCAAGCAGUUCAUAUUACCAGAUGACUGCCAUAAAGGAAGCUCUUACAAAAUUUUAUGGUGUAACGCCAAAGAUCCAAUGUCUUCUUCCAGAAAAGGGUGAAAAAGCACAAACGAUUGGUCAGAUUGAGUUCUGCUUCACCAAAGAACUGCAGCUGAGAAACUGCACGGCACUGAAGGAUGAGUCCGGCACGAUGCGGGCUGACCUGAAGCUUUCAACUGAAGAGUUGUCUGUCUGCGAUGAUUCUCUUCCAACCUAUUACCCUUCACAGGUCCAAGAUCACAAAUGAAGCCGUAAGAGUUUGAAAAACUUCAAACAGCAACAAAACCAAAACCCUUAAACAUUAUACCUUGGAAAGCAGUCUCGUCUUAGCAAUGUUACAGAGCCCUGUCCGUAUCGCGGGCAUGCUGUGAAGAUUUCUGCUGGAAAACACGCUUCUUUUGCCAUUUAAGGAGGACGGUCCCCAUUGUAUUAUCAGUUACGCAGGCUGAAGUAUUGAAUUGUGGCUCUGAUGUUGAUGGGAUCAGAAUCUGAUUUACAGCUUUGCCUGGACUUCCUGGCUUGCUUAUGGUUUGAAUCAAUGUUCCAAAGAGAACUGUGACUCGGUUUCACUCGCAGUCAAGUCUGCCACUUCAGCCACGUUCGGGUUUUGCCAGUGAGUCAGGGAAAUGAAGUCGUUCUUUGUUUCAAAAGGAUGCUUGUCUCUCUGAGACGAGAUGACAGUUUCUUAAGAUGAAAAUAUUGUAAACAAAAAGAACUGAGACACCUGUCUGGAGGUCCUUUCCCAGACAUAAUACCCGCUGCCUUGUGUUCGUUUGCUCUCCAGAAGUGUUGAACAGAAGCCACAUCCUCUGAGGCAUUAAAACUUUCCUCACUCAGAAAUCACGGUGGGCCAAAGGCGACAACUUUUGCAUAACUUCUUAGUGCACGAAAUAACACUCACCAGGUUUUGGCACUUCUGCCUAAAAGGCCCCAAGAAGGCUGUAUUUGUAGCCUUACCUGUUCUUUGAUUGAUUUUGCUGUAGUAGCUCCACACAGUCUUGAAAAGCAACCAAUCUUAGAACUUGCUAGUGUAGGAAAAUGUUAGGCCCUAGAAAUAUGUUAUUAAUUUUUCGUUGUAUUUUAACAUGUAGCAUUACCACACGAGUGUGUCUGCCUGCACUCUUAUUUAAAAAUGAGAUUGUCACAUAAACACUUUGUUCCAAGAAACAGCUUUUUAUAGGCGAAACAGUACGUACUACAGCAUUUUCAGUGAAAAAGUACAAAAGUUAGCAACAUUGCAUCUCUGUCCCGUAACAAUUAAUAACAUGCCACAUAGUUGGAUGUUUCUAAAGGGGACCAAAUUUGGAUGACCUCCUCUACACCGUGCUGUGUUGAUAUAAGUGUCUCAAAUUGUCUUUAAAGAAAGACAAUUAUGGCUCAAGCAGCAGCCAUCUGUUAGAAGAACGUUACUGUGAAAACAUGAAUGUGGUAUUAGGUAUAAAUUUGUUGUCUUUGAGGGUUUAGAAACCACUCGCAUUUACUCCUAUUUUUGACUGUCCCUGUUUCUCUGCCACCUUUUAUUUAAGGCUCUGUUACCUUGCCAUUCCAGAAUGCUGUCAGGUUUUUAGCCCUUUCUUUAGAAACUCAGAUAUUUAUUUUAACAGCUAAGAAAUGAGUAUGAUCUGCACUCAGUUGUAUCUGCAUUUCAGUAGAGCGAGGGCUUCUCUCAAAAUUUGUCUUCCUUCCUGAGAGGGGAAAUAUAUUAAUGUAUACUAAUGCUAUAUUAAUAUACUAAUGGUAAUCAGAUCUAGCGGUUUUAUAGUAGCCAUGGCAUGUUCAGCUCGUGUUGAACAUGACCUGAGACGUGACCAGAAUCACAAUCCCAGAAUCCCAGGUUGGAAGGGACCUCAGGGAUCAUCCCGUCCAACCUUGCUAGGACAAGCACAAUCUAGAAGAAUCACAAUUCUUUAUUUCCCCGAUUUCUGCCAUCAUCUUCUAAGCAGGGAGACUGAACUGAGAAGACUACAGUGUAGUUGGGUUUUGUGGAAUCUUUUGCAAUCACUAAUACUUGUGUCCUCCUAAUUACAAAAAUUAUCUUAGCCUGAAGAAAACACAUACUUGUUGCAAAAAAAUGCAUUUCUCUGCAAAGGAGCAGCCCACGGCUCGUGUACUUUUUUAAACUCUCUCUCCGACUCUUUCAGAUAGUACUUAGAUGGUGCAUAGGCUUUGGGCGGACGACACGGAGCGCAAACAACUUAGAAUGAGCAUUCAUUUACAAUUCACAUCACAAGUUGUUUUUUUUUUAAAGAAGCAAGACUCGCAUUUUCCUCAAAAUUACGCUUUUUUAUUUUAACGGUUUGGAUUUUUUUCGUUGCUUGGUGAAGUCCCUCGUCCUCCUUUUCCUUUCGAAGCUCUCAGAGCGCAGUGCCACGUCCUUGCUUGUUAGGCUAAUCGGCAGGGAGGGAAGUGGAAACAGAGGUUGGUAACUACCGUCAGGUCGUCUCACGAACGUCUUGCUCGGUGCUUUUCGGUCCACAGUUCGGUUAUGAACACCGUCCUUCAUUAGAACGAUAGGUUCUCAAAAUCUCGCGGUAAAUAUUGCCACCUUGGAUGAGCAGGUGCAGUAUAAAAAAACCCCAGGAAGCCCACAGCAACGUCCUGUACUGCCAAAUGAGCGACUGUUGGCAUUGCCUGUUUUUCUGUAGUUGUUUUGAUUCCUUGGUCCUCUUCACAGUUAGAAGAAAAGCUCAAACUUGGAAGGAACGGUAACGUUGGUUCUUGCACAGACAUGUGCUUAAUGGAAGCUCAAAUCAAUACCCUGGGUUUUUUUUUUUUAUUGCAGUAUAAAUUAUAUCUUCUUUUAUAAUGCCAAAUAAUGAUUAGGGAAGCAAAAUAUACAGUGUGAGUUCUUUGUGGUUCAAGUGAAAUGCAUUAAUUUAAGCACAGCCAACAACCACAAAUAUGUACUUUAGAAGGAAGCGGCCCAGACACUAACAGCCUUCGCAGCGUGAGGCUCAAAGGUAAAGCUGACUCUUGCCAGAGAGAGUUACGGGACACGGACAAGGGUCAGGAAUCCGACCAGCCUCUCUGGCAGAGUAGUGUGGCUUCCAUGGGUUUUUCAGCCUUGUUUUCAAAUGCAAGAAAUGUGAGGCAGCUGAUAAGUUUUAAAACUUUGAGGAGAAGCUGGCAUAACCUGAAACGAGGAGGAGAGCGGAGGGGAGGGAGACAGCAAAGCCAGCAGCGUGCUAAACAGCUACCCGCAACGGGGUGGACAAUGACUGAUGAACGUUAAGUCAAGGUUGGCUAAAAAUAACCUCACGGACUCUGAAAUCCUGUGUAAAGGCACGUACCUGCGGUGCUGCAUUUGCUUUGACAAAACCACACCCACAUUCUUUUUAUUUUGCCAACAUCCUUACACAUUAAAUAUUUUAAUUCGUGAUGAUGGAUUUAUUAGUAGCAGCAAUAAAACGCUAUAUGUGA
Messenger RNA from Phalacrocorax carbo (great cormorant), 4793 nucleotides. The record is from RefSeq and is a predicted model, not a curated record. Lineage: Eukaryota; Metazoa; Chordata; Aves; Suliformes; Phalacrocoracidae.